AAAGCGGCGCCGGGGCCCAAUGGGCGGCGGGCGCGGUGCGCCUGCGCAGUGGGCGCUCGGGAGGGCAGUGCGGCGCCGCUGGCCGGAGGCGGAGGGGAGCGAUGGAGCAGGGAUACGGCGGUUAUGGCACCUGGAACACUGGGGCCACCAACACUCAAGGUACAUACGCGACGAAUGCGACAAGUUGGCAAGGCUAUGAAGGCUACGACUAUUACAACACCCAGACCACCGCCGCUAACACAGCGGCCACGUACAACUACGCCGCAGCCGCCGCCACCUCCAGCAGCUGGGAAACCCCCAAAACUUCGGAGAUGAGCAUGAACGCCGAGGUGGGCGCCGCCAUGCCCGUCGCCUCGUACGGCACCGAGGCCUCGGCGAACGAAAACUCCGAUUCCAUCAUCGCCAAAAUCAACCAGCGUUUGGAUAUGCUGUCGAAGGAGGGCAGCGGCGGGACAGGGGAGGGGAUGGACGACCAGGAGAGCUCUUUCAGAUUCGAGUCUUUCGAAUCGUACGACUCGAGGUCCUCGAUGAGCGACCGCGACAUGUACCGAUCGGGCUACGAUUACGGGGAGGUCGGCAGCGAUCGCAGCGAUUCCUUCGGGAGCCAGUUCGACAACCGCCGGGAUCAGUCCCGUAACCGGGGAAACAACUACGGCCUCAUCCGGGGACGGGGCCAAAACCGCGUUCAGAACCGCGGCCGUCUAAACGCUUUCAACCGCACCGACCACUUCAUGCCUUCCUCCAGCUCCGAGCGCCUCUCGGCUCGCUGGAAUGAGCUGAACUACAUGGGUGGGCGUGGGAUGGGGGGUGCCGGAUCCAACAGGCUCCCUUCCCUCUUUUCCCAAGCCCUCGUUCCCGACUACGGCGACUACGGCGAUUACGGCGACUACGGCGAUUACGGGGAUUACGGCGACUACGGCGACUACGGCGAUUAUGGUGACUACGGCGACUAUGACUAUGGCAUGAUGGGGAUGUCGGGCAUGGGAAUGGGACGGUAUGGGAAUGUGCCGUAUGGAAUGGGGAGGCAACGAAACAGAGACAGGAUGGGUACGGUGCCCUGGCACAUGAACGCGCUCAUGCCCAAGAGAAGAGGAUUCCGAAACCGUUCGGGAGGGCGACUGGAUGGCGAGGGAGGAGGACGCAAGCGAAAACAGUCGCAAAGCGGCGAUGAGCCGGACAGCAAGCAGGCAAAGACCGACAGCGAGGGAGAUGACACCGAGAACGCAGAUGAGGGUGAAGGAGAGGAAAAAUCAGGAGAUGAAGCUGACAAAGGUGAGAAUGGGAAUUGGGGCGAUUUGGCGGAGGAAGCGUCUGGAGAUGGCUGUGAAGAUGACGACGAGGAGGUGAAGAAGAAGAGGGAGAAGCAGCGGAGAAGAGAUCGGAUGCGUGAUCGUGCUAUGGACAGAAUCCAGUUCGCCUGUUCCGUCUGCAAGUUCCGCAGUUUUGAGGAAGAGGAGAUCCAGAAGCACCUCCAGAGCAAGUUUCACAAAGAGACUUUGCGAUACAUCGGUACCAAACUCCCGGAUAAAACAGUCGAGUUUCUGCAGGAGUACAUCGUCAACAGGAAUAAGAAAAUCGAGAAGCGGCGCCAGGAGCUGACUGAGAAAGAGGGCACAAAACAGAAGCCGGAUCCUUUUAAGGGCAUCGGCCAGGAGCAUUUCUUCAAGAAGAUCGAGGCGGCUCACUGCAUGGCGUGCGACAUGUUAAUCCCUGCCCAAAACCACCUUCUCCAGAGGCACCUGCGAUCGGCCGAUCACAACAGAAACCGCAGGAUGGCCGCGGAGCAGUUCAAGAAAACCAGCUUACACGUCGCCAAGAGCGUCCUGAAUAACAAACACAUCGUAAAGAUGCUGGAAAAAUACCUCAAGGGAGAAGAUCCCUUUACGGAUGAAAUUGCGGAUCAGGAUGUGGAUGAAGCUUUGGAAGGUGGAGACGGCACCGGGGAAGGAGCGACCGAAAGCGCCGCCGCCGAAGUUGCCCCAGAAGGAGAAGGAGGAGUCGGGGAAGCGACGGAAACGGCGGAAACGGCUGAAGAAUUUUGCAAACCUGAGGAAUUUCUUAAAAAUCUCGGGGAGCAAGAUCAGCCCCCCAAACCGCUGUUGAUGCCGCCGUUCCUGCAAGACGACGAGCUGGAAGCGGAGGAGAUGACAUCGGAGGUGACGUCAGAGGUGACAUCGGAGGUGACGGCGGAAGCGACGGCCGCGGCGACUUCAGAAGCGACGGAAGAGCCGCACGCGGUUCCACAAAACCCCCAGGAAUCCGCGAUUUCCCCCCAAAAUGAAACUGAGGGUUGGGCAGGCAAAGAGGAGGAGGAGGAGGAGGAAAAUGGGAGCAAGGCAGCGGCUGCGGCCGGCUGCAGCGAGGAAGAGGAGGAGGAGGAGGAAGAGGCUCCACCAGCGGCUGAGGAGCCGCAACCGGAAUAACUGUGAAUAUUUGCGUGAAGGUGAUGGUAUAAUCCGUGAUUAUUAUUAUUUUUUUUGAUUUAUUAUUACCAAUUUUUUGAGCGCAGCGCCCAAACGCGGCCAAUUUUGGUUUGAAUUAAGGGGGAGGGAACCCAGCUGCUUCGUUAAGGAGCCGCCCCAGCGCUUAAUUGAUCUCGUUAAGAUAAAAUUUUGCUUCGUUUCUGCAAAUUUUUUUUUUGUUUUAGGACGAAGAGCGCAGGAAGCCGUACCUCCCCCGCGAAAUCCUCUGCCUGCAGCUCCGCUUGGGGUUUUGGUUAUUGUUUUUUUGGGGGAGGAGGGGGGGAAUUUUAGAAAGAAAAAGGAAAAAAAAAGCAAAAAAAAAAAGCUGAGGUUUGGAAAAAUAAUAAAAGCAUCGAUUCGAUCCCGGCGGCUCUUUGGGUUUUAAUAACGCUGGCGGGAUGGAGCCGGUGCCCUUCCCUCAUCCCUCGUCCUUCCUAAUGCUGAAAAUACUCAAUUUAGGGAUUUUUUAUUUAGUUAUUUCCCAAAAAGUGGAAUUUUUCCAUGUGGAAAUGUAUUAAUUUUCACCUGCCUUCAUUCUGCGUGAGAAUGAGGGGCAUCAGUUGGGGUUUUUUGAAGCAGCAGCUUCGUUAUCUCUAGAAGCAGGGCUGUUGUUGGCGCGGGGGUUCGCUCCAGGUGAUGAAAAUAGUGAAAUUUUCCCCCAAAUGACCCUUUUCCAACAGAAUUUGGGGGUUGUGGCCGCAUCCUCGGGCUCCAAACCUGUUUCCUAAAGGAUUCGCCAAAAGCAAAAGAGAACAAUUUGGUAUUUACCGAGCUGCUGGACGCGGAGUAAAUCCUGUGGUGUAAA
Messenger RNA from Tyto alba (common barn owl), 3267 nucleotides. It is a transcript of the gene AKAP8, whose product is annotated as A-kinase anchoring protein 8. Gene Ontology annotation, molecular function: DNA binding; protein kinase A regulatory subunit binding. The transcript is spliced from 14 exons. Gene Ontology annotation, cellular component: nucleus; nuclear matrix. NCBI's taxonomy places the organism in Eukaryota, Metazoa, Chordata, Aves, Strigiformes, Tytonidae. The record is from RefSeq and is a predicted model, not a curated record. The coding region runs from base 102 to 2423 and encodes 773 amino acids.